UGGUGAAAGGCUCAAGGUUGUCUCUGUUGUUGGAUUUGGAGGAUUGGGCAAGACAACUCUGGCUAAAGCCGUGUAUGACAAGCUUAAAAAGAGUUUUGAUUGUGCCGUUUUUGUUCCAGUGGGUCAAAGUCCAGACACAAAGAAAGUUCUUAGGGAUAUCCUCCUUGAACUUGACAGGGAGCUGUACAAAGCUUCAGCGACAAUGGAUGAAUGGCAGCUGAUCAACCAGCUGCAGACGUUCUUAGUAGGCAAGAGGUACUUCUUUGUGAUCGAUGACAUAUGGGAUAUACGAACAUGGGAAAUGAUUAAAUGUGCUUUCAUGGACAGUCAUCCAGAAAGUAGAUUAAUCAUAACUACUCGUCUUGUUGAUGUUGGCACAAAAGCUGAUGGUAUCUACAACAUGGAACCACUUUCUAGUGAUAACUCAGAAUUAUUAUUCUAUACAAGGACAUGUGGUGGUGAAGGACUAACUUCAUCUAACCAACAUGUUGAGGUGACUAACAAAAUUUUGAAGAAAUGUGGCGGUGUGCCAUUAGCUAUCAUUACAAUUGCUAGCUUGCUUGUUGGAAAGCAGAGUGAGGAUUGGUCUAAGGUGUAUGACGCCAUUGGUUUUGGGCAUGAGGACAGCGAAGUUGUUCAGAACACAAGAAAGAUAUUGUCUUUUAGUUAUUAUGAUCUACCUCCGUAUCUGAAGACAUGUUUAUUGUAUCUAAGCAUGUUCCCUGAAGAUAGCUUUAUUGAAAAAAAAACACUCAUAUGGAGGUGGGUCUCUGAUGGUUUUGUCCCAGAUAGGUCCUUUCAGUUAGGAGAGAGCUAUUUCAGCAAGCUAGUAAAUAGAAGCAUGAUCCGGUGGAUAGAUCGUGAUGAUAUUUUGAAUGGCGAAAGUGGUUGUCGUGUGCAUGACAUGGUGCUCGAUCUCAUCCGCACCAUAUCAAAUGAAGUAAACUUUGUUACAGUACAUGAUAUGGAGCAUCACGUCACAUGUCCAGGAGGAAAGUCAACCAACAAG
This is a messenger RNA of Triticum dicoccoides, 1009 nucleotides long. RefSeq names its product disease resistance protein Pik-2-like. Gene Ontology annotation, biological process: defense response to other organism. NCBI's taxonomy places the organism in Eukaryota, Viridiplantae, Streptophyta, Magnoliopsida, Poales, Poaceae. Gene Ontology annotation, molecular function: ADP binding. The transcript is spliced from 2 exons. The annotation marks the transcript as partial. The record is from RefSeq and is a predicted model, not a curated record.